GUGCUGGCCUUUUUUUUUUUUUUUUUGAGGUCAUACCAUUCAGUCCUUAAUGGUUUUUACCCUCCCCCUGGUUGAAUCUGAGUUCUCUGGAAAGGCUUCACAUGCAAAAAUACUACUCGGUGCUGAAGAGGGUAAUACAGUCCUUAGGAAGCUAAUUUAGAAGUCUGGAAGUCACAGUACUUCAGGCUUUGUAUAAUUCGGUCUGUUAAUUUUUAGAUGUUGGAGGUCGGGUUAGGUAGGGGAGUUCAGAUCCUGAAAUCAUUGAACCUAAAAGGAUGAAGCCGAGGUAUUAAAUCUAAAGAGGUUACUUGAAUGAAGACAGCUGCCUGGAACACACUUCCCACUUGCCAUGGGGAGUGCUCCUUUGGCCUUAAUUACAAGCAGGUUUUUAUUUUCUUUGUUUUUAUCUUAAUUACAAGCAGGUUUUUAUUUUGUUUUUAUUAAUCAAUCAGUCAAUCAUCUUUUUGGUUUCAGUCUAGCUGAGGCUGGUCUCCAACUCCAGAGCUCAAGCCAUCUUCCCGCCUGGGCCUCCCAGAGUGCUAGGAUUACAGUGGGAGCCACAACAACAGAACUACCACAACCGGCCAGCACAAGCAGAUUGUCCUCAUGAGACUGGUGUUAAGUCUGUCCAUUCUCUAGAAGAUGGCACUGUUUUAAGUGGAAAACUGCUGUGCUCUUCAAAUGAAUUUCUGUUCCAUCAAAGUAUGGCUUAAAAGUUAGGGCAUUUUAAAGAUGCAUAAAGAAACACUGGAAUCAGCUCUACCGAGACAGAAAUUUCCUAAAUGGAUGUGUAUGAAGAAUGAAAGUUGUGCUGUAGAAGAAAGAAAGGCAUCUUCUGUUCAGAAGAGUGUUUUUGAAGAUGACCUUCCCUUCUUAAAAUUCACUGGAUCCAUUGUAUAUAGUUAUGAAGCCAGUGAUUGCUCUUUCCUAUCAGAAGACAUUAGCACGAGUCUAUCUGAUGGAGAUGUGGUAGGAUUUGACCUGGAAUGGCCACCAGUAUACAAUAAAGGGAAACUUGGCAGAAUUGCACUAAUUCAGUUGUGUGUGUCUGAGAGCAAAUGUUACUUGUUUCACGUUUCUGCUGCGUCAGUUUUCCCCCAGGGAUUAAAAAAUUUGCUUGAAAAUGAAGCAAUUAAAAAAGCAGGUGUAGGAAUUGAAGGAGAUCAGUGGAAACUUCUACGUGAUUUUGACAUCAAAUUGAAGAGUUUUGUGGAGUUGACAGAUGUUGCCAAUAAAAAGCUGAAAUGUAGAGAGACCUGGAGCCUCAAUGGUCUGGUUAAACACCUGUUGGGCAAACAGCUUUUGAAAGAUAAGUCUAUCCGCUGUAGUGAUUGGAGUAAUUUUCCCCUCUCUAAAGACCAGAAACUGUAUGCAGCCACUGAUGCUUAUGCUGGUCUCAUCAUUUAUCGAAAAUUAGAAAUUUUGGGUGAUGCCACACAAAUGUUUGCCAUAAAUAAAGUGGAGGAAAUCCUACCUAGUGACAUGAAGAAACAAUUGACUUCAAUCUCUGAGGAAGCGAUGGAUCUGGCUACACAUCUUCCUGACACUUUCAUAAAAUUGGAACAUCCACAGAGGGUUUCUAACCUAAUAAAGGAUAUUUCAGAAAAUCUGUAUUCACUGAGGAAGAUGAUAUUUGGUUCUACUAACACAGAGGCUGAACUGAAGCCCAGCGGCAAUUUUAACUUAUUAUCAUUGGAGGAUUCAACUGCUGGUGGAGUACAACAGAAACAAACGAGAGAACAUAAAAUUUUUACGGACGUUAAAGAAGAGACGUCAGACACAAUACUUGAUAAUUUAGUUCAACAUGAUGGACAGAAUGUACUUGGAAAUGAAGUGAAACAAAAAGAAGAUGGAUUUGAAGAUGGCAUAGAAGGCAAUGAAUUGAAAGAUAAUAAGGAAAGAAUUUGUAUAAUGUCGUUAGAUAUUACAGAAUAUGAACUUCAAAUGUUGGAACAGCAGGCUCAGGAAGAAUAUGAUAGUGAUGUUACUUCCAAAUCUGCUGAGCCUUUAGCUCCCAAGGAUACAUCUCAUGUAAUUGAAAGUGAUGAAGAUUUAGAAGUGGAGAUGCUUAAGUUUUCAGAGAACCUAAAUAAUGGCAUGGCAGAACCAACUGAUUCUCAGUGCUUAGAAAUGGAAAGAAAUCUGGGUCUUCCAACUGAAGAAGAUGAAGAUGAAAAUGAAGCUAUUGAAGAGCAAGAAAAAUAUGAAAAUGAAGCUAUUGAAGAAGAAGAAGAAGAUAAGGACUGUUUGUUGCCAGAACCCAAUGCAAUGCAAGUUACUUGCCUCAAGACCUACUUUGGCCAUUCCAGUUUUAAACCGGUUCAGUGGAAAGUGAUUCAUUCAGUAUUGGAAGAAAGAAGAGAUAAUGUUGUUGUCAUGGCAACUGGAUAUGGAAAGAGUUUGUGUUUCCAGUAUCCACCUGUUUAUGUUGGCAAGAUUGGCCUUGUCAUCUCCCCCCUUAUUUCUUUGAUGGAAGACCAAGUGCUCCAGCUUAAAAUGUCCAACAUUCCGGCUUGCUUUCUUGGAUCAGCGCAGUCAGAAAACGUCCUAAAUGAUAUUAAAUUAGGCAAGUAUCGGAUUGUAUAUAUGACUCCAGAAUUCUGUUCAGGUAACUUGGGCCUACUCCAGCAACUUGAGGCUACUAUUGGUAUCACGCUUAUUGCUGUGGAUGAGGCUCACUGUAUUUCUGAAUGGGGCCAUGAAUUUAGAACGUCAUUCAGGCAACUGGGCUCCCUAAAGACAGCACUCCCAUUGGUUCCAGUUGUUGCACUCACUGCGACUGCAAGUUCUACAAUCCAGAAAGACAUUGCACGUUGCUUAUAUCUGAGGGACCCUCAAUUUACCUGUACUGGUUUUGAUCGACCAAACCUGUAUUUAGAAGUUGCAAAAAAAACAGGGAAUAUCCUUCAGGAUCUGAAACAAUUUCUUGUCAAAAAGACGAGCUCUGAAUGGGAAUUUGAAGGUCCAACUAUCAUCUAUUGUACUUCCAGAAAAAUGACAGAAAAAGUUACAGCUGAACUUAACAAACUGAAUUUAUCCUGUGGAACAUACCAUGCAGGCAUGAGUUUCGCCCAAAGGAAAGCGACUCAUCAUAAGUUUAUGAGAGAUGAAAUUCAGUGUGUCAUAGCUACCAUAGCUUUUGGAAUGGGCAUUAAUAAACCUGACAUUCGCAGAGUCAUUCACUAUGGUGCUCCUAAGGAAAUGGAGUCAUAUUACCAGGAGAUUGGUAGAGCUGGUCGUGAUGGACUUCAGAGUUCUUGUCACGUACUCUGGGCUUCAGUAGACAUGAACAUACAUAGGUACCGCCUUACUGAGCUACAUGAUGAAAAGUUUCGAUCAUACAAAUUAAUGAUGAUGGAAAAGAUGGAAAAAUAUCUUCUUUCCAAUAGUUGUAGGCGACAAAUCAUCUUGUCUCAUUUUGAGGACAAACAACUACGAAAAGCCUCCUUGGAAAUUAUAGGAACUGAAAAAUGCUGUGAUAAUUGCAGGUCCAGACUUGGUCAUUGCUAUUCCUCAGAAGAUACAUUCCAAGACUUUGGUCCUCAAGCAUUUCAGCUGCUAUCUGCUGUGGACAUCUUAGGAGGAAAGUUUGGAAUUAGGGUUCCAAUUUUAUUUCUCCGAGGAUCUAAUUCUCAGCGUCUUCCAGAUCAAUAUCGCCCUCACCGUUUCUUUGGCAUUGGCAAGGAUAAGACGGAGAAUUGGUGGAAGGCUCUUUCCUGUCAGCUCAUAACUGAGGGAUUCUUGCAAAAAGUUCCUGGGCAUAACAAAUAUGCAGAGAUUUGCACCCUUACUGGAAAGGGUAGAAAUUGGCUUGUUGAAGCCAAAACAGAAUCUCCUCCCAGACUUAUCCUUCAAGCUAAUGAAUAUGAAGAAUGGUGUCCAACGAAGUCUCUUCUGCCUAGCUCUAAAGCUGUAUCUUCAGGCAUUGGACAGCAUUCUUCUAAUCAAGGACCGGUUGAAUUAACUGCAGAAAAGCAGUCUCAUUUGGAGAAGAUGUAUUCUUAUGAAGCAUUCAAGAAGAUUUCUUCUGGAAGUUCCAUUCCUAAAAAAAGUAUCAUGGUGCAGUCACCAGAAAAAUCUCACACUUCUUCAGAACCUGUUAUUUCAGCUCAAGAGCAGGAGACUCAGACUGUGUUAUAUGGCAAAUUGGUAGACGCUCGGCAGAAACAUGGCGAUAAAAUGAAUGUUCCUCCAGCUAUUCUGGCAACAAACAAGAUACUGGUGGACAUGGCCAAAAUGAGACCAACUACGGUUGAAAAUCUAAAAAAGAUCGAUGGUGUUUCUGAAGGCAAAGCUACCAUGUUGACCCCUCUGUUGGAAGUUAUCAAACAUUUCUGUGAAGUAAAUAACAUUCAGACAGACCUCUUUCCAAUUGCCAAACCUCAAGAAGAACAGAAGAAAAAAUACUCAUUUUCACAUUCUCUGAUGAUCACGUAUUCUUUAUUCCAAAAAAAGAAGAUGUGUUUGAAUAGAAUAGCUGGGAUCAGGAUUCUGCCUCUCAAAACAGUUGGUAUGCAUUUAUCCCAAGCGAUGAAAGCCGGCUACCCCCUAGAUUUGGAGCGAGCAGGACUGACUCCAGAGGUUCAGAAGAUUAUUGCUGAUGUUAUCCGAAACCCUCCCGUCAACUCAGAUAUGAAUAAAAUAGAAUUAAUUAGAACAUUAGUUCCUGAAAACAUUGACACGUACCUUAUCCACAUGGCAAUUGAGAUCCUUAAAAAUGAUCAUGACAGCAGACUGUUAUGCCAACCUUCAUGUGACUCCAACAAAAAGAGAUGUUUCCUCAACUCUGAAGAGAGCUGUUCAAGUUCUAAGAGAAGCAAGGAAGAAGUAGGCACUAAUACUAAGGUUCAUGGAAAACAUCUUGAAAAUUUUUCACUGAAAGAGGAAAGUGACAGCAAUUCCAUAAGACUGACUUCUCAGAAUGAGCCAUCGAACCAUCCAGAGAGAGAAGAUUUAUUUACAGAUUCUCAUUUACAGAAUUCAUCUGAAACCUUAAAGAGAAAAUUACCUCCAUGGUUUUCCAAAGGAAAUGAGACCUUAGCUGAUACCAGCAAGAAAUCAAAGGAGAAAACAAAAAAGAAAGGUCUUUUUAGUUAAAUUGGCAAUGGCGAGAACACUUAUGUCUUGCCGUAUUAUGAGGGAGAACUAUAUUUCAUUUCUGAUAGGUGAGCUUUGCAUUAUUACUCCUCAUUCAUGCACUGGCAUCUUAAAAGUCAGCCUUCUGUAGUUCACGUUGGGUCUUUGGGGGGGCCUAAGUGAGUAUAUCAUAGAAUAAUAGAUUUCCCUUAAGAUUGCUUUAAGAAACUGUUAUUGUCCUGUUUUCUAAUCUGAUUUAUGACAAUAGUAUAUUUGCAAAAUGUGCUGGAAUUUGAUAAUAGAUAAUAGUAUUAUGUGUAAUUGUGUGACAUAAAAUAUAUAUUACCAAAAUUUUAUUUAUAUUUUAAAAUAUAAUACAACUUGAUUUAUUCUUGAUACACGUUAAUCGGUAGCUAAUAUCUAUAUUUCUAUAAAAUAUAACAUUGGAUGUAGAUGUAAAAUAAUGUCAAAUUUUUGCUUACUGAAUGAACGCCUAUACUUGUGUGUCUAAGAAUAAAUGGUAGGAUGGCAGAUAAUUGCCU
Molecule: messenger RNA, 5618 nt
Organism: Microcebus murinus (gray mouse lemur)
Lineage: Eukaryota; Metazoa; Chordata; Mammalia; Primates; Cheirogaleidae
Gene: WRN
Product: WRN RecQ like helicase
Biological process (GO): telomere maintenance; DNA replication; double-strand break repair via homologous recombination
Cellular component (GO): nucleoplasm; chromosome; cytoplasm
Molecular function (GO): four-way junction helicase activity; 3'-5' DNA helicase activity; nucleic acid binding
Source: RefSeq, a predicted model, not a curated record